CAUUCUGGCGCCAGCAUUCACCAUGACGGGCUUCAGCCUCCGGUGGUACCUGAACGACGCGGACCAGGGCCCGGACGAGGCGGACGCCGAGACGCGCCCCUGCCGCCCCACCGUGCCCAUGUGGAAGUGGGUCCUGCGCAUCGUCUGCCUCACCCUGCAGUUGGGGCCGCUGCUCAGAUACGUGGAGGCCAUGGUGUACGGCCUCCGCAGCCGGCGCGCGCAGAAGAACGGCGACCAGCAGGCGCACAUCAAGAACUAUAUCUACAUGAUCUACAAGGACGCCGACGCCACACUGCUGCGGCUGUUCGAGUCGUUCAUGGAGUCGGCGCCACAGCUGGUGCUGCAGCUGUAUAUCCUGGCCAGCGAGCAUAACCGUUUCGAGCCCACCGAGCCCAUCUCCACGACUCUGCAGGUGGUGGCCGUGGGCACCAGCCUGUUCUCGCUGGCCUGGUCGCUGUGCAGCUACCAGCGCUCUCUGCGCUACAGCCUGCCGGCCAAGAACAACCUGUCCACGCCCGCCACGGUCGUGCUCUUCUUCUGGCACCUGUGCAGCGUCGGCUCUCGCGUGCUGGCCAUCAGUCUGUGCGCCUCCCUCUUCCCUGUGUACGUGGCCAUCGGCUUGCUGGUGCACUGGGUGCUCAUGACGUGCUGGCUGAUCUACCAGAAGACCGAGGCCUGCUACACGCGCUGUGAGGAGCUCCUCUUCGUCAUUGUGCUCGGCGCCGUCUACAUCUUCACCUUCUUCAACGUCAAGGACCAGACGACGCGGCUCAAGUACACGAUGUACUACGUGCUGUGCUUCGCCGAGAACACCGCCAUGAUCGUGCUGUGGUACCUGCACGCCGACCGGACGCUCUGGUGGUACCACCCGGGCCUGGCGGCGCAGGUGAGCCUGUUCUCGCUCGCCGUGCUGUUCAUGGUGAUGUACUACUGGCGGCUGCACCCGAGCCACGGGCCCGAGCCGUCCGGCAUCUGCGUGACGGGCCAGGUGUGCCGCGAUGCCACGCUGGCGGACCGCUUCGGUGUGCACCUGGAGGAGUGGGCGGGCAACCGCAGCCGCGACGCCACGCCCCCCGUCGAGCGGAAGGCCGGUGACCGGCCGGACGGCGAGGGGCUGCCGACGCCGAGGGGCUGCUGGCGUGACGCGCGACGCGCGCCCGCCCGGGGCCGCGAGGACGCCGAGGGGCUGCCGGCGUGA
Pollicipes pollicipes is the source of this 1198-nucleotide messenger RNA. RefSeq names its product XK-related protein 4. Lineage: Eukaryota; Metazoa; Arthropoda; Thecostraca; Pollicipedomorpha; Pollicipedidae. Gene Ontology annotation, cellular component: plasma membrane. Bases 23 to 1198 code for a protein of 391 amino acids. The transcript has 6 exons. The record is from RefSeq and is a predicted model, not a curated record. Gene Ontology annotation, biological process: engulfment of apoptotic cell; apoptotic process involved in development; phosphatidylserine exposure on apoptotic cell surface.